Molecule: messenger RNA, 2565 nt
Organism: Polypterus senegalus (gray bichir)
Lineage: Eukaryota; Metazoa; Chordata; Cladistia; Polypteriformes; Polypteridae
Product: extracellular calcium-sensing receptor-like
Biological process (GO): G protein-coupled receptor signaling pathway
Cellular component (GO): membrane
Molecular function (GO): G protein-coupled receptor activity
Source: RefSeq, a predicted model, not a curated record
AUGUCCAUGAAUAUGACAAGUCAAAUUCAGUUUGCAUUUUUAAAAGGCACACUAGAGCCUGCUUGCAAGCUUUAUGGGAGAACAGAAUCUCCACACCUGUCCAAAGAUGGAGAUAUCAAUAUUGGGGCACUGUUUUCAAUCCACAGUAAGACUGCUGAUAAAGUUGCUCUUUUUGAAACUAAACCACAAUCUCCUGAAUGCACAAGCUUAAAUUUUAGAGAAUUUAACUUUGCACAAACAAUGAUAUUUGCUAUUGAGGAAAUUAACAAUAGCACUAACAUCUUGCCUGGUGUUACAUUGGGAUAUAAAAUUUAUGAUGUCUGUGGGAGUAUACCUUUGACUAUAAGAGCAGCAUUAGCUUUGGUGAAUGGACAAGAAGAAACAUUUUCUAACAAAACCUGCACAAAAAGCUCUACUGUUCAUGCCAUCAUAGGAGAAUCUGGAUCAUCACAAUCUGUGGCAGUGUCAACAGUAAUGGGACCUUUCCGCAUUCCAGUGAUAAGUCAUUUUGCAACAUGUGCUUGUUUGAGCAAUAAGAAAGAGUUUCCCUCUUUUCUGAGAACCAUUCCAAGUGAUUACUAUCAAAGCAGGGCACUGGUACAGCUUGUAAAGCAAUUUGGCUGGACUUGGGUGGGGGCAAUAAGAAGCGACAAUGAUUAUGGAAACUUCGGAAUGGCUACCUUUAUACAUACAGCCCAACAGGAAGGCAUUUGUAUUGAAUACUCUGUGGCCAUUUACAGAACUGAUUCACGAGAAAAAAUUCUGAAAGCCAUUGAUGCUAUAAAAUCAGGCACAGCAAAAGUUAUUGUGGCUUUUCUGGCUCAAGGUGAAAUGGCAGUAUUAUUAAAGGAAAUGUUAGUUCAAAAUGUUACAGGCCUGCAGUGGAUUGGUAGUGAAUCAUGGAUCACUGCUAUUAGUCUUGCAACAGAAGAUAGUUACAAGAUUUUAGGUGGUGCUCUUGGAUUUGCAGUAAGUAAGUCUGUCAUAGCAGGCUUGAAGCAAUUUUUAGAAGAAGUUCUUCCUUCUCAGCAUCCUGGUAAUAAACUAUUGACAGAAUUUUGGGAAUCAACUUUUCAUUGCACCUUUGCCACUGAAGCCAACCUGAAUAAUAGAAUUUGCACUGGAUUUGAAAAUCUGAAAGGAGUACAAAAUCAGUAUACUGAUGUGUCAGAGUUGAGAAUUUCUAACAAUGUGUACAAAGCAACAUAUGCAAUAGCCAAUUCACUGCACAACUUUAUAGGCAACAUCAAUGUGGAAGAUCCUUUCAUUAACAAGACAGUUUCAAGUAUUAAGCCAUGGCAGGUGCUUCACUAUCUUAAAAAGGUGAAUUUCACAAUGAAAAAUGGAGAGCGAGUUUAUUUUGAUGAGAAUGGUGAUCCUUCCGCAAAAUAUGAAUUAGUAAACUGGCAACGUAAUGCAGGCAACAUUGCAUUUUUAACAGUUGGGUACUAUGAUGCCUCUUUACCUACAGCAGAGCAGAUUUCUAUUAACAAACUCGGAAUUAUGUGGGUUAAUGGUAAGGAUAAGAUGCCCAUUUCAGUAUGUAGCCAAAGUUGCUUUCCAGGCACCCGUAAAGCUGUUAAAAAAGGCAAGCCAAUCUGUUGCUUUGAUUGUAUUCUCUGUGCUGAUGGAGAAAUUAGUAAUGUUACAGAUUCUCCAGACUGUACAAGAUGCCCAAAAGAAUACUGGUCAAAUGAAAAGAGAGACACGUGUGUUGCAAAACAUAUUGAAUUCCUGUCUUUUGAAGAAACUAUGGGAAUAUUAUUAGCAGCAUUUUCAUUGUUUGGUGCAUGUAUCACUGCAGCUAUUGGUCUUGUCUUCUUCAUGAACAGAGACACGCCCAUUGUAAAAGCAAAUAAUUCUGAACUAAGCUUUCUUCUUCUAUUCUCUUUGACUUUCUGUUUCCUUUGUUCACUGACUUUCAUUGGUGAGCCCACUGAUUGGUCAUGCAUGCUACGCCACACAGUUUUUGGGAUCACUUUUGUUCUAUGCAUUUCUUGCAUUUUAGGAAAGACAAUAGUGGUCCUUAUGGCAUUUAGGGCUACACUUCCUGGCAGAAAUGUGAUGAAAUGGUUUGGAACCACUCAACAGAGGUUAAGCGUUUACACACUAACACUCAUGCAAGUGUUGAUAUGUGUGCUCUGGUUAAUAGUAUCUCCCCCUUUUCCCUCUCGAAACACAAAAUAUUUCAAAGAAAGAAUUAUUGUAGAAUGUGACUUAGGAUCUUCUGUUGCAUUUUAUUCUGUGUUAGCAUAUAUAGGUUUCCUUUCUUCAAUAUGUUUUGUCCUUGCUUUUCUGGCACGAAAGCUACCUGAUAACUUUAAUGAAGCAAAAAUGAUUACAUUCAGCAUGCUAAUAUUCUGUGCAGUAUGGAUUACCUUUAUUCCAGCUUACAUCAGUUCUCCAGGAAAAUAUACAGUAGCUGUGGAAAUAUUUGCUAUUUUGGCUUCAAGUUUUGGUCUGCUCCUCUGUAUAUUCUUUCCCAAGUGUUAUAUUAUAUUAUUUACACCAGAAAAAAACACAAAGAAACAUAUGAUGGGUAAAAUGCCAUCCAAAGCAUUGUAA